UAAAAGCACAUUGAUAGAGGGACUGUCGCUGGCCUUUCGUAACGUGGACGGUGAAGCAACGAGGGCGAAAUGUCGGGGUUUGAUACAGAGGAGCUGGAGCUCCUGACGCCCUCUGUGACGAAUCAGCUUCAGGCGUUCAACAACCAGGUGGUGUCUCACCUGAAGAGCUACAAGCCGGAGGUGGCGCGCAUCUAUGCCCGCAUCGACGACCUGGGCGCCGCGGACGUGCGGCUGGAGGGGCAGAUACAGGCCGUGCAGGCUGACGUGGCUGCGCACUACGACCAGAACGUGUCUGCCUACGGCGGCCUGGGCGAGCGGCUGGCCAAGGUGGAGCAGCUGUUGGGGGCACUGCCGGCCUGGAAGGAGGACCUGCUGAUGCGCAUUGACGGCCUGGGUCGGGAGACACGCGCCAAGCACGAGGCGGCCGCAUCCCGCAUGACCGUCCUGGAGGGAGGGCACGAGGCGCACGUGCAGGGCACUCGUGAGCGGCUGGACAUGCUGACCUCGGUGGCCAAGACCGCCAGCGAGGCGCGCGCGCAGCAGCAGGAGCGCAUCGACGAGCUGGACGCGGCGCUGCGGCGGCACCGGGACGCAACGGAGGCGGCGCUGGCGGACGGCAGGGUGCACCGCCGCCGGCUGGACGAGGAGGUGCUGCUGGCUCGCGGCAAGGCGGCCGAGCACACGGCCGGGCUGGCGGAGCAGCAGCUGGCGCUGGCGCGGCUGCGGGAGGGCGCGGCGCACGCCGCCGGCCGCAGCGGUCCGGCCGCCGCGGCGGAGAUGCCGCUCAGCAAGCGUCUGAGCUCACUGGAGUUGGCGUUGGCCACCAUGGACGAGCGCGGGCGCGCGCUGGAGGAGCGCUGGGCGGCGCAGGAGGCGCGGUGGGGCGGCGCGCUGGCGGAGGCGCAGGCCGCCCUGCCGCGCCUGCAGAACACAGUCACACAGCUGGCGCGCGAGACGGCGGCGGUGCGCAGUGGCGGCGGCGGCGGCGGCGGCGGUUGGGGCGGCGGGUACGGCGCCACGGACGAUGACGGCGUGCCGCUUCGCGGCGGCGGCGGCGGCGGCGCCGGCAGUGCGGGUGGCGGCGCCGCCAGCGGGAGAGGCGGCGGCGGCGGCGGCGGCGGGGGCGGGGGUGGGUUUGGGGGUCCCGGCAUGGCUGAGGUGGUGAAUGUGGAGCUGGCGGGCAUUGCGCACGACCUGGCGUUGGCGGCGCACGAGGAGCUAAGGAGGACGCGUGACGGGCCCCUGCCGGACGGCACCCAGGACGGCCUGGCCACGCCCGCCGCCACCGCCGCGCGCGAGGCGGCUCUGGCCCGCCUGCGCCGCAAGCCGCGGGAGGUGGCGGCUCACGUGGAGCUGCUGGAGGGGGUCAAGAUGCACCUGGACAGGCUGGUCCGGCGCCACACCUCCUGCACGGUGGACCGGCUGGUGCUGCUGUGCGCCAUGGGCGGCAUGCGGCUGAAGCUGCUGGAGAACGAGGCGGAGGGCUUCCGGGAGCAGAUCGUGGCCGUGUUCAGGAGCCUGGAGAGGGCGUUCCAGGCUCUGGUGCAGCUGCAGGACGAUGGUGGCGGGCAAGGGCAGUGCGGCGGCGGUCAGCCAGCUGGCGCUCAUGCUGCAGGACGUGUCGGGGGGGCUUUCGCCCGCGGCCGCCGAGCCAACUCGCAGGGCAGCAGCGACCUGGGCGGCGGCGGCGGCGGUGCGCCGCAGUCGCCCCUGACGCUGCUGCAGGCGCCCGGCUCUCCCGGCGCCGCGCCCUCCACACCCAGCGGCGGCGGCGGCGGCAUCAUUGGCAUUGGCGGCGGCGGCAUUGCGCAGACGCCGGAGGAGAUGUUGGCGGCGAUGCUGGCGGCGGCGGCGGCAGGAGGAGGUGGGGGUGGAGGGGGUGGAGGGCGCGCGACGUCGCCGCCCGCGGCGGGCCGGCCGGCGUCACCGAGCCGCAUCGCGGGCCCGGGUGUGAACACCGCCCUGCACCGGCAGCAGGCGGCGGCGGCGCGUGGGCGGCGCAUGUCGGCGGGGCCGAGCGGGCCGCAGCCGCAGCAGCAGCAGCAGCCGCAACAACAACAGCAGCAGCCGUCGGCGUGGCCCCCGCCAAAGCCCUCGGCUGCGUCGGUGCCCGCCUCACCCGCCGCCUACAACCCAGCCGCCGCCGGAGCGGGCCCCGCCGCCAGCGCAGCACCGGGAGCAGGUGGCGGUGGCGGCGGCGGCCGGGCGGGGGCAUCCGACCUGGCCUGGGUCAACGGCGAUGCAACAGCAGGCGGCGGCGGCGGCGGCGGCGGCGGCGGCGGCGGCGGCGGGGGCGGGGGUGGGUUUGGGGGUCCGGGGGCGCACGGCGGCCGAGUGUGGUCGGCACGGCGGCCGGGCAGUGCCGUGGCACAUGGGCUGCACAUGGGUGUGGGUGUGGGUGUGGGGUCGCCGGCAGGUGGCGGCGGCGGCGGUGCGGCCAGCCGGCUCGGCGGCGCGGGCGGGCAAGGCCAGGGGCAGGGGCUGGGGCUUGGGUUUGUGCCCAACGGCACGGUGGCGGGUGGCGGUAACGCCAGCAAUUUGCCGUACAUUGGUGGCGGCGGCGGCGGCGGCAACGGCCGUGUGCCCAGUGCGCGCCCCAUGCCAGGCGGCGGGGGGCCGUACGGGUACGGGUAGGGUUUCGACGUGGCGGCUGCCGAGUGGGCGGGGCGCUGGGGGUUCGCGCAGUUCAAAGCGUUUGUGGGGGCUUUGAACUUGCGUGGGAUCGGCUGUUUGUUGUUUUGUUUUGACUACACAGCUUCCGGACAGGAGGCAAGCAUACGGUACCAAUUGUGUACUGCGGGCGGUGGGGUGCUGCGUAACGGCGCAGCACGUACGUGCGCUAUUCAUGUCAUUACGGGGGUGCAUUUUGCUGCGUAGCUCGCAAUAGCGAGUCGGCCAGAGCUGAGAGGGGCAAGGAGAGGGGGGCCGUUCAGGUGAAUGUACAAGUCCACGGGGUGCAAUAAGCUACAACGCCGCUUGGAAAAAGGGAAGCGAUCCCAAGCUUGUGCGCAUUGGGUAUGAGCAGGCGAACGUUGAUGGCCGGAGGGCAAUCGGGGGGCAGAGGGCGACCGGGGGUUUGGGGGGGGGGGGCGCGGCGGAAGGGCGGGGGCGACACGGCAUACGGCGACGCCAUGCAUUCCCGCAAGACCCUUGCGAGAGAUAUAAAUUGCUCGCUGUGCCAUGGCCCAUGGGGCAGAGGCUCGUGGUCCGGCCGUGUUAGCUGCUAGCCCGGUAAAACCGUCCUGUGAACUUGCCUGUAAUUGCUGGCGUCC
Chlamydomonas reinhardtii is the source of this 3272-nucleotide messenger RNA. RefSeq lists its product as uncharacterized. The transcript is spliced from 14 exons. The coding region runs from base 70 to 2634 and encodes 854 amino acids. The record is from RefSeq and is a predicted model, not a curated record. Lineage: Eukaryota; Viridiplantae; Chlorophyta; Chlorophyceae; Chlamydomonadales; Chlamydomonadaceae.